AACAUCCGACUAAACUAGGAACUCCGGUAUUUUACCAGCGAGAGGCGGUGAGGCACGUAGGCUACGCCUACGAAGCGAACAUAGGCGAACCGGAGGGUGCCUUGCGAAGCCGAACCCGCCGUUACAUUCAGUAAGCGAAGCUAUUGGCGACACAUUCAGGAGCAUCGUUUCUAGUUUCCAGUCGAUAAUACCAAGGCCAGGUGUGCUUGCGGGCCCUUUCAGGACUAGCUGGCCACAUUUCUCCCUGGCUACAGCCUGGCUACAGCCACCAAUAUACGCGAAAUCCUAGUUAUAGCGCUCACGAAAUUCCACGUGCCACCGAUCACUUCGCCCAUAGUUCGUUACCACGCCGCUUUUGCUGCAUCAGAUGACCCGUGACAGUCCGAGAGUGGAUUUCUGAUUCGUUGCUUUUUUGUAAAGCCGCGAUGCCUUCAUUGUGCACCCGAGCCCUGGUAGUCGUGUUAGCCAUUGCUCAGGUGGUAAACAUCGCGACUUGCUUCUCGUCAGCAGCAGCAGCGGCGGCGCAUUCGCUUCAUGGCGAGGCGUUAGCAGGUGCUGGCCUUUCAGCCUCCUCCUCCUCUGCUUUAGGGUUCAACCAGAGACCAAGAGCCAGCAGCAGUGACUCGCUAUUGCAGGAGUCGCCUACGAGAAGAUCGCUUAAGGCUGCUGAGGGGGGCGCACGUGGGACGUGUGCCCAGUGUGCGGAGCAGUUGAAGGAGCUCCAAGAAUGGUUCACAGAGUUUGAAGCAGGCAAGCUGGAUGAUAAAGAGGGGCAGCAGGGGGAAGGGCGGGGAGGAAGAGGGGGGCGCGGAAAAGGGGGGCCGGGUGGGAGACGCACGGAGGCGGAUGAGGUGAUGGAGCUGCAGAGCCGACUGGUGGAGAGGCAGGGCGAGCUGAAGAGGUUAAAGGCAGAAUACGAGGCCCUACAGAAGCGCCAUGAGAAGGUUACUGCGGACAAGAUUCUGCUGGAUGUGAAGCUCACAGAGUCUGGCGCGGACUGGGGGAAGAAGGCGAUCACCAAGGAGGCUCUCAGCAGCGCAGUGAAGCUGCUGCAGAGCUGCAAGCCGCAGACAGGCCCAGUGAUCACCAAGAAGCGCCCCAACUGGAAGGGCUACUCCUGUUCUGCUACCGAGCGUGAGCUAGAACGCUACAUGGACUACGAAACGAGGGGCAUGUGUCCGGACGACUGGCUGUUCGUUCAGGACCUUAUCUUCCGCAAGGAGUGCCAUUCAUUGCCUAAACGCCGUUGCCUAACGCGGACUGCUCACAAAGUGGUGGAGCCCCUCUCAAGACCGGCGUCCCUCUUCUCUCAAUCCGCACUCCAAGACUCUUCAGUCCGGUGGAACAACCACGCCUGCACCUCCUUCGCAUGCCUCAACGCCCUCUCCCCCUCCGCCCUGUCCGCUGCCACGGCCGGCACGGGGGACGCAUGCGGGCGGCAGCCGGGCGGCGGGGGCUGUUGGAACAUGAGCGCGGAGGAGAGGAGGUGGAUGGCUAAGCCGCCCAAGAACACGGCCGCUGGAGGGUCGCUGACUAUUAAGGAAGUGAUUGCAAUCAAGAAGGGGGCGCUGAGAAUCGGUAUUGACUUCAAUGGAGGAUCAGGCAGCUUUGCAGCGCACAUGGCACGGCACAACGUGACCGUGAUGACGUCAGCAAUGAACCUUGAGGCGAAUGUGGGGCGAAAGAAGGGUCUACCUUUUCUUGAGACAAUUGCCCUGAGGGGACUUGUGCCCCUGUGGCUGCCGUAUAAGGUCCGCCUGCCAUUCUACGACAACACCUUAGACAUCCUCCACGCCACCAACGCCAUCAAAUUCAUGCCAUCGCCAGCUGAAUUCGAGGAGGUUUUAUUCGAAUGGGACCGCGUGUUGAGGGUUGGUGGAGUGAUGUGGUUGGAGGAAUUCACCGCCUCUGCAGCAGAGAUGCCGACCUAUCUGUCAGUGCUAGACCUGCUCAAGUACCGUCACUUGCACUGGAGCCUCACUCCCCCAAAGGCCAUGAUUGGCAAGCCUGCCGGGACUGUCAUUCUGCAUUGUCUCUUGGAGAAGCCCAUGCGGAAAGACCUGUAGCAGACCGGGAUACUCCUCCUGAGUUGAUCAUGUGAGAGAUGUGCAUAUUGCCACCUGCGGGAGCCUCAACACCCCCCAUAGCCAUGAUUGGCAAGCCUGCUGGCACCGUCAUUCUCCACUGUCUCUUGGAGAAGCCCAUGCAGAAAGAUCUGUAGCAGGCUGGGAGGGCCUCAGAUUACAGGCUUUUUACCCUGAUUCAGGGUAAAAUCAGGGUGUUUUUUAGACGGUUUUUUUUUAACACGGGCCUGAAAUUUCAGCUUUUUUUUAGAAGUGAACCCUGAUCGAUUAGCGUGCCUAGUGUAGUGAGGCCUGUUUUUUCCAGCGUCGCAUUCGGGAUCGACCUUGAUAUGUGUAAGGGCGUGGUACUUCGGCUAAACAUGUCAACUUAUACAUAUUAGCUAUGUAGAAGUUAUAGGCUAGACUGAGGUAUGCUUCUAGUGACUACAACCAACUAAUAUUUGUUCUAGGUUUCCAC
This is a messenger RNA of Closterium sp. NIES-67, 2541 nucleotides long. NCBI's taxonomy places the organism in Eukaryota, Viridiplantae, Streptophyta, Zygnematophyceae, Desmidiales, Closteriaceae. The record is from the annotation of a GenBank genome assembly.